Messenger RNA from Didymodactylos carnosus, 2028 nucleotides. Lineage: Eukaryota; Metazoa; Rotifera; Eurotatoria; Philodinida; Philodinidae. The record is from the annotation of a GenBank genome assembly.
AUGAAGUGUCAACGUCUAGUUCUAACAAAUUAUCAACGAUUAUUUCGUCGAACGUUUUUAUCGAACGUUAAUACGAACAAUGUUACCAUAAACAAUAAUCCAGGUUUAUAUGGUUACAUGCUUGGUUCAGAAUUUAAAGCACAACCAAAAUUACUUCAAUUAUUCCAUUCAGUUCAAGCUGAAACAUCAUCAUCAAUCGUUCAUUUUUGCUCAGGAUCAAUUGUGUGCCACCGAGGUUCAGGCUUAUUAGCAAAACUUAUUUCACGUCUUGGUGGUGCACCACCACCAAUGAAAAAAGGUUCAGUUUAUGUUGAAAUUCAGCAGUCUAUUGAUGGACAAGAAGAAAUUUGGACACGUACUUUUGUUGAUGAUAAUGACAAAAAUAAUAAAAAAACAGCAUUUCGUUUUCAAACUAUACAAUAUUUAAAAGACGAUCAUCUAAUUGAAAUUAUUGGGAAUAGUCUAUCACCGAUAAAAAUGCAAUUUGUAUUUAAAAUUCAAGCGGUAUACAAUAAUUCCAAAACAAAUGAAUGUAUUGGUUUUGAUCACAUAUUAAAAUCUGUUCAUUUAUCAUUUGGAAAUUCUCGACGAUUUUUGAUUAAACUACCAAAAGUUUUACAACCUUUAGCACAUGGUGAAACUCGAAUUGAUUUAUCAGACUCCAAAAGUUGGAAUCUUAAAGUUGAACUGUUUGCUCCAAAUUUGAAAAUAUUUUCAUGGUUCAUGAAUGAUAAGAGACGAUUUAUCGGCGGUUAUGAGGGACAUAUAAAUCGAUUUAGUAAAUCUCAAAUUCAACAACUUUAUCACCUGCAACAACAAUCACAACAAGAUCAUCCAAUUAUGAUUCUCGGAGGAUUUGGACUAUUUGGUGCUCGAAUUGCUUCUGCAUUACUAGCAGAAAAUUAUCGAGUCAUUGUUGUUUCACGAAAGAACCAUCCAGUAGUUUAUUUAAAAAUUCUUCAACAAGCACAAAAACAUUCUAAAGAUAAAAAUAAUAAUAAGAAUAAUUUACAAAUACUUUUAUUUGAUGUUAAUCAAUUAAAUGAAUUAUCGUUAAAUAUUGAACGAUCAAAAUCAAAAAUAGUGAUCAAUUGUUGUGGUCCAUUUCAAAGUAAAACAGCGCGUGAAUAUCGAAUUGCUCAUAUUUGUUUACAAAAUCUUGUACAUUAUAUUGAUCUGGCUGAUUCACGAGAAUUUAUAAUAAAUUUUACAAAACAAACUAAUAUGAAUGCUCAUGCUAAAGAAGCACAAAUUUGUAUGGUGACAGGUGCAUCUACAGUACCAGGACUUAGUACAACCGUCAUAGCAGAAUUGAAUGAAAAAUAUUUUCAUUCUAUAGAUACUAUUGAAAUUGGCAUUAGUCCUGGAAAUGAAACAUCACGAUCAUUAGCAACUAUUCAGUCGAUUCUUAGUGGAGUAGGUAAACCAUUAAAAUUUUUAAAUUUAACAGUUUACGGUUGGCAAUCGUUGAAACAGGCUAAAGAUCAAUUUCAUGUUAAAUUAAAUAAUAAUCAUCGUCGUUUUCUAUCUGCUGUUGAUGUACCAGAUUUAGAUUUAUUACCUUUAUUAUAUCCAACUAUUAAAUCUGUUGAAUUUCGUGCCGGUUUAGAAUUAGAUAUUUUACAUCUUGGUUUAUGGCUCUGUUCAUGGUUUGUUCGAGCGGGUCUAAUUCAAGAUUUGAGCUAUUAUUCAAAAUUAAUGAAAUAUAUUUCAGAAUUAUCAAUAUUUACAAAAUUUGGAUCAGAUCGUGGCGGAAUGUUUGUUCAAAUAAGAGGCACAGACAUAAACACUAAACGAGAUAUUCAAGUAAUCUGGCAAAUUUACGCUGGUUCAGGAGACGGACCGCAAAUUCCAGCAACAGCGGCAGUUAUCUUAGUCGAUAAAAUAUUGACUAGAAAGAAUAAUCAAACAGACUCAACACUCAAAUCAGGAGCUUAUGCAUGUGUUAAUUUAUUUACUAUUGAAGAAUACAUGUCUAAAUUACGUUCCUAUGACAUAGAAGCAAAUGUUAGGAUAGACAUGAUAUAA